This is a messenger RNA of Fulvia fulva, 606 nucleotides long. RefSeq lists its product as uncharacterized. The transcript has a single exon. The record is from RefSeq and is a predicted model, not a curated record. The coding region runs from base 1 to 606 and encodes 201 amino acids. NCBI's taxonomy places the organism in Eukaryota, Fungi, Ascomycota, Dothideomycetes, Mycosphaerellales, Mycosphaerellaceae.
AUGGCUUCCAACACAACCUUCGGGGCUACAAUUGUCCCAACGGAGCGAAACGCGAGCCAGGGUCGACUACUUCCAGUGGCCGACUCUCCAGCUCUCACACCUGCUGUCUCUCGUGACGGUUCACAACUCUCCGACUACGACAACCGGCCAAUCCCACCGCACUCGCCCUUUUACCAACACCCGCCCGCCUCGCACGAAGUCGUCGCCCACACCAGAUCAAACUCAGGCAAGCUGGACACCACCGGGUUCGAGAAGGAUGUGGAGCAUGGUAAUGCCACCCCGCUGGCGCCCUCGAGCGAGGAGCAUCCGUUUGGCAAGAAUGUAGCCAUUGUGGACAACAAGGAGUGUGAGAUGUGGCCCUCGAAACAGACGCUCAAGCAAAAGUACCAACAAGCAAAGAAGCAACGACGCGAGCAGAAGGGAGGCGUGUUUGCUCCGCUGGCAAACCGAUGGGCAAAGCUGAGCAAGAAGCAGAAGCUGUCGACAAAGCUCGUCAUCGCCUUGUUCUUGGUGGGCGUAGCUGUCGCAAUCGGCGUGGGCAUUAGUGUAGCCGUGAAGGGUUCCUACUAUGUCACCGAUGGCAGCAGCAAAGACAUUGGGCAGUAG